AACGUCCUAAUAGGGAGCAAUGUUUUCCACAUCACUCUAUUAGAGAAUAAAUAUGAGUGGCAGACUGGCAGGCUUCCUAUUUGGGAACAAAUUAAACCUGCCAGGGCGGUUUAAAUCACGUAUAGAGCACUAUUUUAGGAUUGUGUACCAAAAUGUGAAUACCGAAUUUUCUUGAAUUGCCGCCGGGGCGCUAAUUAAUUUAAAACCUCUUCUCACUCUUGCGCUUACCAAAGGCAUGCGGUAAAAGUAAGCAUGUGCUAAUUAUUUUAAAACCUCUUCUCACUCCGGCAGUUACCAAAGUCAUGCAGUACAAAUUUGAGUGUGAUGUAAGCCUGGACCUUAAAUCCUACUGAAUAGCUCUUAAUCUUCUUCCCUUUAUGCAAUUUCAAAUUACCGGUAUUGAAAUCAGCUUCCUCCAUUUUGAAAAUGAUGACAGGGGAAGUGUCACUUGUGACGUCACGAGUUUGACGAGGCGGUAAUACUAAGCAUGCGCUAAUUAUUUUGGGAAGCGAGUUUGACCCGGCAGUUAUUCAAGGCAGGCGCAUACUAUAUGCUCUGCGGCAAUUCCAGGAAAUACGGUAUAUCAAAUUUGAAAUAAUAAUGAACACAAUGUAAUUAAAUAGCCUUUGAAAAAUAACGUUGUCCAUUAAUUAAAAAUCUCAUUAAUUGAAUCUCCAUCCAUCCAUUUUCUACCGCUUAUUCCCUUUCGGGGUCACGGGGGGCGCUGGCGCCUAUCUCAGCUACAAUCGGGCGGAUCUCAAAAUGCUUUAAUGACAUGUACGUAAUUUCAUUGGAGGUGAUCGUAUUGACUUCCGGACACAUUAAGCUCACGGAAGUCGGUGGGAAAGGGUAGUGCUGAGUCCAAGUUCUCAUGGAAAGCAGCUACGACACCUCCAGUCAAAUUCUGAUACUCCGCAACGUCUGAGAAGAAAUUUCAGAGUAUCCAGUCACAAACAAUAACCCCCUGCCGGCACGCCACCUGCCACAGUGGAGCCGAGUCGGGCGUCUCGGAAUGCCGUGCCCGCCUCGACGUUUACCGGCGAAUCGACUGCAGCCGCUGCAUGUCGCCCCGCAGGGAGACAGAGGAGGGCCUAAGACCGCGACAGCAGCUGCUGGUCACGGCGACGCAAACCGCCGCGUCGCGUCACUCCAGAAGAACAUUGAGUUUUUACAGCAACAACACAAGCAAACUCUGGCUAAACUUCACGAAGAAGUGGAAUAUCUUCGAAGGGAGAACAAAGAGUUGAAAUAUAAGAUGAUCAUGGACGCUCCCAAGUCAAAUAAAAAAGGUCAGAAAAACAGUCACGUUGGUUUUGGUACAGAAACUCAAGCAAAAGGACCCUCACAGUACCAUAUGCAAAGUGUGGGAGGUUGCAGAGAAACUCUAGGACCCUUCAGACCUAAACGUGGCUCAGGUACGUCGGGGGCACAGCCUCGACAACUUCACACCAAUCCAUCAUCCCAGCCACCGCACGCUUCCAACCUGCGGGAUUGUGAGCUCAUCAUCCAGCAGCUCUACAGCACCAACAGUUUACAGUCUCAAGAAAUUGUGCGCUACAAGGCUUUGCUGACAGAUAUUGUACUCAACAAGAAAAUCACCCCAGAAAACUACAACUUGACCAAAGAAUACCUCAUUGAUAGUACCAGCAAACUUUCAGACAGCAACAUGUUUCCUAAAUUGGGUCUGCAAACAGCAAAAACGACUGGUGUGACCCUGCCAGCGCUCACACAAAGCAUUAGCUCCACCAUGGCAGAGCGCCAGAGGAGGGCUCGUGCCGUGCACAGAGGCCAUGUCAAGGCCACAGUGCGUUGAGAAGAUAACAGAUCAUCAUCACCCCUCAGCACCAACCACCUUCAAGAUGGCUAAGGUGUUGGUGAUUACCAAAUGGAGAGGUAAAGCUCAUGUGGACAAAAGUUUUAGGACCGUUGAACAACUCCAUAUCUUCACUUCCUGUGGGUAUCAUGAAGUAGAAGUUUGUGUAUUAAGUCAUAAAAUUAUCGCAGGAAUUCAAAAGUAUAUUUUCAUUAAAAGUUGGACUUUUGGACCUACA
This is a messenger RNA of Nerophis ophidion (straightnose pipefish), 2051 nucleotides long. Its product is annotated as coiled-coil domain-containing protein 74A-like. The record is from RefSeq and is a predicted model, not a curated record. Lineage: Eukaryota; Metazoa; Chordata; Actinopteri; Syngnathiformes; Syngnathidae. The transcript has 9 exons. The coding region runs from base 1013 to 1813 and encodes 266 amino acids.